Molecule: messenger RNA, 1221 nt
Organism: Paramecium tetraurelia
Lineage: Eukaryota; Ciliophora; Oligohymenophorea; Peniculida; Parameciidae
Exons: 4
Biological process (GO): translational termination
Molecular function (GO): translation release factor activity
Source: RefSeq, a predicted model, not a curated record
AUGAUAAAAAAAUUCAUUUUUAAUUGCCAUCUCAAUCGAUUCUAAUUCAGCAAUACUUUAAACAAUAUAAGCAAAACCUUAUACUUGAUAAAUUAAAGAUUAGGUGAAUUAAAUACUGAAUAUGAAACGUAUUAAGAUCAAACAAUUAAAGGAGACAUGAACGAAAUCAAAAGAAGAAGAAUGAAUGAACUACAACCUAAAAUACACAUCUAUAAAUAAAUCUAAGCAAGUGUGUCUGUUAUUGAAGAUGCCAAAUAAUUAAUUGGUAUGGGAGGUUCCUCUGAUGAAAUAUCAAUGUUAAAUGAAGAAAUUUAAUCUUAAAUUGAAUAUUUAAAGAAAUAUUAAGAUGAUGCUCUAUCAUAAUUAAUUGAAGAAGAUGAGUACGAUCACAUUAGAUAACUCAAUGUUGAAGUGAGAGCAGGUGUUGGAGGCAGUGAAGGUUCAUUAUUUGCUGAAGAUAUAAUUGGAAUGAUCUAGAAUUAUGCUAGUCUCUAAAAUUGGGAUUGCAGAGUAAUAUCAAUACAAAAAGACAACCAAAUUGGUAAAGGUUGUAAAACAGGUAUUCUAUAAAUCAAUGGUGAGAAUGUUUAUUAACACUUAAAGUGUGAAUCUGGAGUACACAAAGUUAUUAGAGUUCCAGAAACAGAAGCUAAGGGAAGAUUGCAUUCAAGCACAGCCUCCAUGAUUGUACUUCCAAAAGUAACUGAUAGCUUUCAUUUAAGUGACAAAGAUUUGAGAUAUGAAUAUAUGAGAGCAAGUGGACCAGGUGGUCAACAUGUUAAUAAAACUGAAAGUGCUUGUAGAAUUACCCAUGUUCCCACUGGAAUUCAAGUUGUAAAUAUGGAAGACAGAAGUUAAGAGAGAAAUAAACAAAGAGCAUAUCAGAUUUUAAGGGAUAAAUUAUUUGCAAUUCAUGUGUAAGAGAAAUAGGAAAGAAUGGCUCAAACUAGGAAAAGUUAAGUUACUGGGUCUGAUAGAAGCGAUAAGAUUAGAACCUACAAUUUUCCUUAAGAACGAAUUACUGAUCAUAGAACUAAUUUAACUUUGUAUGGCAUGGAAAAAAUGUUAUCUGGGGAAUUGUUAGGCGAAUUCAUCUAGAAGUAUUAGGAGAAAAUUCAUAAUGCCAAAUUACAAGAUUUAUUAGAUGAAUUAUAAAAUGAAAAUAAGAAAUGAUAAUUUUAUGUGCGUAUUUAUAAUAAUAUUAUUUAUCUACUAUCAUCA